Paramuricea clavata is the source of this 3200-nucleotide messenger RNA. The record is from the annotation of a GenBank genome assembly. Lineage: Eukaryota; Metazoa; Cnidaria; Anthozoa; Malacalcyonacea; Plexauridae.
AUAAACAAAAACGCAAAUAAAUAAAACGGGUCAGUAUAUGAAAAUAACAUGAAGUAUACAUUGUAAGAACAAAAUGGAGGCCAAAGACGUUCUUGUUUGGACUCCCGAAUUGGAAGUGAGUCUUUUCCAUUCAAUGAAAGGACACAAACCAAUAGGUAAAGAUAAAUAUAACAUGCUUUUUAAAUCUAUAAUAUAUACGUGCUUCCUUUUGUAUUGUCUCAAAUUCUGUUUAUGUAGCGUACAUAUACUCUAGAAUCGAGAUUUUCUGAUUUUGUUUAUAUAUUCAUAAAAUAUUUUAAUUUAUAUUUCUACUUACUAGUUUGGGUAAUGUUUGCGUGAAAUUCACUAUGCUUUCUCAAAUUUUCAAUGUAGAAUCAUUGUAAUGCCACAUGUUCUAGAAAAUAUGAGAAAAUAAAAUAUUAAAAAUUUGUAGUAUUUAUUGUUGACAUUUUGGCUUGUUCUGAUUGGCUGAAACGUAAAAACGCGAACCAUAAAGGUUCGGCUGAGAGAGGGCUGUACAUUUUUAGGAGGGUGCAUCCCACCAUUAACAUCUUAACAUUUGAAUAUGCACUGCUUGAUGCUGACUUUAGGAUUUCUGGUAGCUCAAUACACCAUUUCCAAAUUGUGCUCCAAUUGUUGAGAACAAAAAUACCAAGUCAGGGCUAAUAUAUUUAUACGUUACUGUGCAUUCCAUUUUAGUGGAUUAAAUUUAAUAUUCACCCUCUACUAGGUAUUAACAGACAUUUUCAUAUGGCUUGUAUUCAUGAUAAGUUUACAACAUCAACUGGUAAAAGAAAUAUCUCCUCUGAGCAAUUGUGGCAACAUUUGAAAGAGCUUUACAAUCUUCCUGCUUUGGUAAGUACUGAUAAUUGUAAUCUAAUUUAACCUCAUAUCGACAGAGUAAAAUAACAAAUUAGAGAGCAUUAGAGCACAUUGCAGCAUAAUAGAUUAAUUAACAAAAGACGAUUUAGGCAGAUUGUUUGGUUGACUCAUUACCCAACACUUUCCUGUGAAGAGUAAUAUUAUCUGGCAUUUGACAGAGUGGGAAAACAAAAUAAGUUGCAUUGUGGUGCGCUGGAAAUUCUCAGUUUAAUUAUGAUCAUUUUGAAAUUAUUCCUAUGUGAUUAGUCGAUUUAUUUUCAGAAUGAAGCUGAAACUAUUCCAUUUCCAAAUGAAGAAAAUGAAUUUAAUUUACCAGAUGAAAUAUUUGAACCACCAGGACAAGGUGGCUCUGAUUACAAUGAUGAUGGUUAGUGGAAUUCUGGAAAUUUACUAGUUUCUCAGAUUAAUUCUGGAAAUUUACUAGUUUCUCAGAUUAAUUCUGGAAAUUUACUAGUUUCUCAGAUUAAUUCUGGAAACUAGUUUCUCAGAUUAAUUCUGGAAAUUUACUAGUUUCUCAGAUUAAUUCUGGAAAUUUACUAGUUUCUCAGAUUAAUUCUGGAAAUUUACUAGUUUCUCAGAUUAAUUCUGGAAGUUUACUAGUUUCUCAGAUUAAUUCUGGAAAUUUACUAGUUUCUCAGAUUAAUUCUGGAAAUUUACUAGUUUCUCAGAUUAAUUCUGGAAAUUUACUAGUUUCUCAGAUUAAUUCUGGAAAUUUACUAGUUUCUCAGAUUAAUUCUGGAAAUUUACUAGUUUCUCAGAUUUGGAUGAGGUGUGCAGAUCCAAGGCGAUCAUUAUCCCAAGUAUGAGAGUUAUCCUAAGUCAUUAGCAAGUAUAAACAAGCAUUAGUCAAAUUUAUCAAACUGUAAGUGGGUACAAAUUCAUCUGGUACUGUAUCAUUACAUUUUUAAUAUAUAUUUCCUCCAGAACCUCCAGGAUCCAGUUCAGGUCUUAAACUGAAACUUCAAUCAGUGACCGCCUCAGGAUCUCGACCUACCACACCUGACACUUCACCCAAACGAAAACGAACCAGAGGCGCCAACACAUCUCAACCACCGUCACCUCAUUCAACACCAACAACGACAAAACGUAGACGGUGAUUUUAGAUCAAGAUUUUUAUUUUUGACACUAGUAUUAUUAUUGUAUAUAUUUUGUGUAUAUAUGUGAACAUUAUAUAGUAAUCAACUUCUAAUAUAAAGUACAAGUGCAAUUACAAUAGGUAUAUUUGUAAAGCAGAGGUGGAAAAAGUAUUGGAACUUGGGAACCUUGUUCCAAGAAAUUUUCUAGAUCUUAAUUUUUGCAGAAAAUUUCAUAGAAUCCUUAAGAUAUGACAAUUAACUGCAAAAUAAACAAUUCUACUGCAAAAUCGGAUCUUAGACUUAGUUGCAUUUAUUUAGUUGCACUUCCAAUCUUUCUGAGGGUCUCAAUAUUCAACAUUUUCUUUCAGACACUUUCUCCAGAAUCCCAAGUAUGUUUAACCAAUAUCUGUGGUUUAACCCUGACCUCCAUUGUGCGAACAAUUUCUUUUGAAAUGUACUGAUGUAGUUGAAUGUACUGAUGAAAAAACAACACAGAAAUUUUUUAGUCUUAAAUCCAGGUUCCCAGAAAGAAAAAAUUUUUUCCACCUCUGGACUGUAAAGAUUGUAAUGGUUUGAUUUAUGCUAUUUAAGACAGAUCAUCUAUCUGGCCACGGUUAAUAGUCUAGGUCUAUUAACCGUGAUCUGGUGGAUUGUAAAGUGUUAAAAGACGAAUUAUCAAGACCACCAUUGUAGUAUUGUGUGUUCAAUAUACUGCAAUGGUUGGGGGAACAAAUCUCAGUAUAUUUUUCUUCAUAAUCUACCUAUUUGGCUGUAUUUAUUGUACAUAUAUAGACGGAUUACGAAUGUUAGGGUAAGCACAACACGAACUAUCCAGAGAAAUUAGCUAGGACAGCGCAAUUUUACUUUUCUUUGCCAAAGUUCCCCCAGACAAAUCAAUCGUCUGUAGUAUUAAUCAAAACAAUGAUAUAUUUGUGCUUGUGAAAAUAUGAACGUCUAAUCUACGAGUCCCAGUGUAUUGAACUGUACAUAAACGAACAUACAGAAUAUAUGACCAGUAUAUGUGAAAAGCUUUCAAAAUUUAGAGUAUUGUACUGUACAUAAAUCAUAGAACUAAUAGAUAUCUAUUAUUUCUAUGACAUAAAUGAACAUACAGAAUAUACGAGUAGUAUAUGUGCAAAGUUUUCAAAAUUUAGUGUAUUGUACUGUUACGUACAUAAAUCAUAGAACUAAUAGAUAUCUAUUAUUUCUAUGACAUAAAUAAACAUACAGAAUAUAUGACCA